AUGUGGUCUAAAAGACCAUUCCACAAGCCCAAACGGCCUUCGAUCAGCGGCCCCAUAUUGAGCGGCAAUCCACCCACCACAUCAGACCCUGUGCAUGAUAUGGUCGCAACAUUGCCCGCUCUGCCUGACGAAUUGCAUUCACCAUUGCAACCCGAUCCCGUCCCGUGUGGUGAUCUCAAUAACAAACACUCCAAAGUCUCGCCUGCUGUUUCGCCAAUGCUUGAAGCUCAGAGGCGGGCAAGCCAAAGUAGUUUCUGUGUCUCGCCCAUUGGCGACGGAGACCAAUUCUCUGAUUAUGCGCGACAGGAGACAGGGACCUUAUCAUCGCCAUCUCCUAUUCCCAAGAUAGAUGUUGACACACCUUCUCAUUCCCGUGUUCAGCCUGUCCAACCCGUCCAGCCUCCCCAGCAUGACCAGGACUCUAGGCGAUUUAUCUCCGGCAAACCGACACGCUGGGAUAACUUUUCGGGCGAGCCGACCUCGAGUGAUGUUGGUAGAGCUAGCCAGGUUGAUCCCCGUAACACGUCUUUCCUCAAACCCUCCGGGGCCCAUGCGUCCAAUCUACUAAACUGGGGCCAGGGAUUCAAUCCUAAGAAGACCCUCAAUGCAGCUCGACACCGGAUCAGCAGUUUCUCAAAGCCCGAAGAUGUUUCGAAAAAGGAACCCAGAAGUAGAUCGUCGUCACGUGGGUUCCCAGUGGAAGAGCAUUCCAGCAAGCGCAACGGCAACGACGCGCGAAAGGCGAGUCCUCAACUCGAUAACUUUAGCUUCGCUCCUACAACUGUAACCACUAUCACCGCCGGUGGUCCAGUAUCAUUACCCCGGAGACCGGCAACAGAGAACGCUCCAAGCCGCCUGCCCAAGGACGACAAACCAAUACUCAAGUUCGACGACGAUUUCGGCGACAUGAUGCUCAGCCAUGAGCCCAGGAGCCGUUUCAGUGCAACUACACACACAGCCACUGAACCCGGCAGCCAAGACGCAAGCCCGCGAGAGAGCAUGCACCUCGAAACUCGGUCUACAGACGACGUAUCCACAUCCUCUAUCAUGGCCCGACGUCGCCCAGUCCCAACUGGGGUGCCGACAUCGAAAAAGCAGCCCGACUCGACCAAACCCGUGCGAAAGCCCACUCCAUCCCAGGUCGCGCAGGCCGCGCAGACGGCCGUGCAGUCGCCUUCGCCUCCACCUGAGGUGCCACUAGAUGCGAAGGGCCGCAUUGAAGCAAUGGAGGCCAAGAAGGAUGACCUGACUCAGCGCAGAUUUAGUCUGGAGGCGUUGGUUCUCGAAUUGAAUAAGGUCAUUCAGCCUACAUCGGCUGUGUAUGAUCUGGCUGCUAAAGCCGAGGCCCAGAAGAGCAUCAAGAGCAUAGAAGACGAGAUUGCAGAUAUCAAGAAGGAGGAGCACGAUCUUGGUAUGAAGAUUUCUCGAGCGUGGCGCCGCCUGGACGAGAAGGAGAAUUCUGGCGAUGGCAAUAAUCUCUGGGUGAAGCGAGUCACUAGUUAG
Penicillium mononematosum is the source of this 1503-nucleotide messenger RNA. RefSeq lists its product as uncharacterized. The record is from RefSeq and is a predicted model, not a curated record. Lineage: Eukaryota; Fungi; Ascomycota; Eurotiomycetes; Eurotiales; Aspergillaceae. Bases 1 to 1503 code for a protein of 500 amino acids. The transcript is spliced from 2 exons.